This is a messenger RNA of Salarias fasciatus (jewelled blenny), 978 nucleotides long. RefSeq names its product tetraspanin-10-like. Gene Ontology annotation, cellular component: plasma membrane. The coding region runs from base 1 to 978 and encodes 325 amino acids. NCBI's taxonomy places the organism in Eukaryota, Metazoa, Chordata, Actinopteri, Blenniiformes, Blenniidae. The record is from RefSeq and is a predicted model, not a curated record. The transcript is spliced from 3 exons.
AUGAGGAACUAUUUGCCAUUUAAAAAAAUUUCUUGGCCGUGGUCGAAGAGCGACACGGAGCAGAAUGAGAGGAGUCCGCUCAUACCGAAGGUAGAGUCUACAAAGGAGCUUGAUCAAGUCACGUCCGAGUCCCAGCCAGAGACAAACCAUGGAGCGGACCCCCGCAGCGCCGCCAAACUCCAGCCCUACUAUCAGUACUCCUGGAUGGACUAUUUCCUCAAAUACUUCCUGUUCCUGUGCAACCUGCUGUUCACAGUGCUGGGCCUGGUGGUUCUUGGUCUGGGCUUCUGGGGCCUCAUCAGCAAAGAGUCAUUCGCCCAGGAGAAGAUCGGUAACAUCGGCACCGACCCCAUGCUGGCGCUGGUGAGCCUGGGCUUCCUGCUCACCCUGCUCUGCCUGUCCGGCUGCGUCGGCGCCAUCAGAGAGAACUGCUUUUUGCUCAAGGCGUUCUCCUUCGCCGUGCUGGCGCUGAUCUCGGUCCAGGUGCUGAUCGCCAUCCUGGCCUACGGCAUGCAGGAUCAGAUCGGGGGCUACCUGCGGUCGGGGAUGCUGGCCGCCAUGGCGCGCUACCAAGACGACUUGGACCUGAGGUUCAUCGCUGACGAGAUCCAGUCGAACCUGCAGUGCUGCGGCGCCGAUACCUACCGCGACUGGGAGAUCAACAUCUAUUACAACUGCUCGGCUCCGGGGGUGCUGGCGUGCGGCGUCCCCGCCACCUGCUGCGUGGAUCCUCUAGAGAACGGCACCGUGUGGAACUCCCAGUGUGGCGUCGGGGCCCAGCUGCUGGACGAGUUCACCGCUCAGAGCGUGGUCUUCCUGGGGGGCUGUCUGGGGGGGAUCUCGCGCUGGAUCGAGCAGCACGAAGCGCUGAUCGGGACGGCGGCCGUCGUCGUCCUCGGCGUCCAAAUCGUGGCCGUGUUCAUUUCCACGCGCCUGCUGGAAAGCAUCCGGUGGCAUAAAGUCGACAACGCGAUGUGA